AUGUUUGCAGCACGCACUGGGACAGUGGGAAGUAAAAAUCUUGAUGAGACAGCCAAGUUAAGGAAACACUCUGUCCUUUCUUUAGGGAGUAGAGAAAAAGCCCCAAAGAGCUCCUCUGAAAGCAGCAAGGACAAUAGACUCAACACCACAGGUCAGACACAGCAAAGGGGCUGGAGACUGGCACUCAUGCGAGAACUGGAGAUGAACUGGUAUCUGAAAAUAUGUAACUUAUCGUAUGAGCAUACGAUCGCGUACACCACCGGAAUGCCUCACAGAAAUCUUGGGAAAUCUGGACUAAGAGUUUCAUGCCUGGGCCUUGGGACAUGGGUCACAUUUGGAGGUCAAAUUUCAGAUGACGUUGCUGAACAGCUAAUGACAAUCGCUUAUGAGAGUGGAGUAAAUCUGUUUGAUACAGCGGAGGUGUACGCAGCUGGAAAGGCUGAGGUGAUUCUGGGAAGCAUAAUCAAAAAUAAGGGCUGGAGGAGGUCCAGUCUGGUCAUAACAACAAAACUCUACUGGGGUGGAAAAGCUGAAACAGAAAGGGGACUUUCAAGAAAACACAUCAUUGAAGGAUUAAAGGCUUCUCUCCAGAGAUUGCAGCUCGAGUAUGUGGAUGUUGUCUUUGCAAAUCGACCAGACAAUAAUACCCCCAUGGAAGAAAUUGUCCGAGCAAUGACACAUGUGAUAAACCAGGGGAUGGCAAUGUACUGGGGAACCUCACGCUGGAGUGCUAUGGAGAUCAUGGAAGCCUAUUCUGUAGCAAGACAGUUUAAUAUGAUUCCACCAGUAUGUGAACAGGCUGAAUAUCAUCUUUUCCAGCGAGAGAAAGUGGAGGUUCAACUGCCAGAAUUGUACCACAAAAUAGGGGUUGGAGCAAUGACAUGGUCUCCACUUGCCUGCGGGAUCAUCUCCGGGAAAUAUGGAAAUGGGGUUCCUGAAAGCUCCAGGGCUUCACUGAAGUGCUACCAGUGGCUAAAGGAAAAAAUUGUAAGUGAAGAAGGAAGAAAACAGCAAAUAAAGCUGAAAGACCUUUCCCCAAUUGCAGAUCGUCUUGGAUGCACACUACCUCAGCUAGCAGUUGCAUGGUGCCUGCGAAAUGAAGGUGUGAGUUCUGUUCUUCUAGGAUCUUCCAAUCCAGAGCAACUGAUAGAAAAUCUUGGAGCCAUUCAGGUUCUUCCAAAGAUGACAUCACACAUUGUAAGUGAAAUAGAUAAUAUUCUAGGGAAUAAGCCCAUCAGCAAGAAGGACUACCGAUCAUAA
Molecule: messenger RNA, 1260 nt
Organism: Emys orbicularis (European pond turtle)
Lineage: Eukaryota; Metazoa; Chordata; Testudines; Emydidae
Gene: KCNAB1
Product: potassium voltage-gated channel subfamily A regulatory beta subunit 1
Exons: 14
Coding region: 1-1260 (419 amino acids)
Biological process (GO): potassium ion transport; negative regulation of delayed rectifier potassium channel activity; transmembrane transport
Cellular component (GO): voltage-gated potassium channel complex; membrane; cytoplasm
Molecular function (GO): potassium channel regulator activity; transmembrane transporter binding; voltage-gated potassium channel activity
Source: RefSeq, a predicted model, not a curated record